GUACAACAUGGCGGCGCUGUGGCGGAGGCCGGAGCGUCUCUUAGGAGUCUCGGGGCUGUGCCGUACGGCGCGGGCCCUCUCAGGAAAGAGCGAGUAUGAUCUUCUGGUAAUUGGUGGAGGGUCUGGAGGCCUUGCUUGUGCCAAGGAAGCUGCCCAAUUUGGAAGGAAAGUGGCUGUUCUGGAUUAUGUGGAACCUUCUCCGCAAGGAACCAAAUGGGGACUUGGUGGAACUUGUGUCAAUGUCGGCUGCAUUCCUAAAAAGCUUAUGCAUCAGGCAGCUCUUCUAGGAAGUGCCAUUAAAGAUUCCCAGCGCUAUGGCUGGAAUAUAUCCCAACCUGUUCAGCAUACCUGGUCUGUGAUGGCACAAGCUGUUCAGAAUUAUGUGAAAUCCUUGAACUGGGGCCACAGAGUGCAACUGCAAGACAAGAAGGUGAAAUAUUUCAACAUCAAAGGGAGUUUUUCAGAUCCACAUACAAUCCAUGGUUUAACAAAAGCAGGUAAAGAGAUUGUUAUUACUGCAGAGAGAAUUGUCAUUGCUACUGGAGGAAGACCAAAAUAUCCUACACAUAUUACGGGUGCACUGGAGUUUGGAAUCACAAGUGAUGAUCUAUUCUGGCUAAAAGAAUCUCCUGGAAAAACGUUGGUUGUUGGAGCCAGUUAUGUUUCACUUGAGUGUGCUGGUUUUCUAACGGGCAUUGGAUUGGAUACCACAGUCAUGAUGAGAAGUAUUCCACUUCGUGGCUUUGAUCAGCAAAUGUCUUCUUUAGUAACUGAACACAUGGAAUCUUAUGGCACAAAAUUUUUAAAGAAAUGUAUCCCAACCAAAGUUGAAAAAUUGGAGAGCAACAAAUUACAAGUCACCUGGAAAAAUACUGACUUGGGCACAGAAGAAACAGAUUCCUUUGACACGGUGAUGUGGGCAGUAGGCCGAGUCCCUGACACUAAAACUCUGAAUUUGGAGACAAUUGGCGUGAAAACUAAUUCUGAAACUGGAAAGAUCAUUGUUGAUGCCAGUGAAGCUACUUCUGUUCCUCACAUUUAUGCAGUUGGAGACAUAACAGAGGGCCGCCCUGAAUUGACACCCACAGCAAUAGCUGCGGGAAAACUGCUGGCUCGGCGUCUUUUUGGCCAGUCUUCAGAACUGAUGGACUAUGACAAUGUACCUACUACAGUUUUCACUCCUUUAGAAUAUGGUUGUGUUGGACUGUCAGAAGAAGAGGCUGUGCAAUGUUACGGAUCAGAUAAUAUUGAGGUAUACCAUGCGUAUUAUAAACCUUUAGAGUUUACAGUGGCUGAAAGAGAUGCAACUCAAUGCUAUAUGAAAAUGGUGUGCUUGCGAGAGAGAGAGCAGCGAAUCCUUGGCCUUCAUUUCGUUGGACCAAAUGCAGGCGAAGUUAUUCAAGGAUUUGCACUUGGAAUCAAAUGUGGUGCUACGUAUCCUCAACUAAUGAAGACAAUUGGCAUUCACCCUACCUGUGCUGAAGAAGUUACCAAGUUACAUAUUACAAAGCGUUCUGGCUUGGAUGCAACAGUCACAGGCUGUUGAGGUUAAAUACCAUCCCUGGAAAGAAGGAAAAAGAGCACAAAAUAGAAAAGGGUCAUUUUUAUUUGAAACCGGUUUAAUGGUUGGAGUUCCAGGAAUCUUUCUGAUUCCCUCUGUAUACACCUUUUUUCUCACAACCAGACAAAGAAAUUGUCCUCCCAUCCUCAUAGUUCUAAAAUCAAUGCGGUUCUACUGUAACACAUCUCUCUCUCCCUUUCAAGGUAUCUAUAAUUCUUCUCUUGCUCAGAGCUAAGGAUUAAUCACUGUUUUAUAUAUAUGUAUAUAUUCAAAAAAAUGUAUCUGAAGCCAUUGCCAUCUGAGGCCUUCUACAGUUUAAAUGGUUGUCAUACAAGCUUGUCUGCCAAUAGAUUUGUCUUGCACUAUGUUCAUAUAGAUUCCAGGAAUCAGACAGGGCCUCGUUUAGAAGUGCACUGAAGAUACCUUCUCUGAAGUACUUGGCUAGUUCAUUACUGAUCUUAAUCUUGGACACUGAGAUUUGUACUCACCAACAGAAACAAGUUCCUAGAGUGUGUAACGAUAGGUAAGCAGACAUCUUUGUUUUUUUUCUUUAAAAUGUGCUAUAUAUAUAGUUUAAUAUAUAGAAUUUAAUAGAAAAUCAGUUAUCACUGAAGCUGUGCAAGCUACUGGAUGAAUUCCUUGGCAGGGUGGUCCUAACAUUAUGGUGUGAAGGCUGAUAGAUUUUUUUUUGUCAGUUCAGAGGCACUAAAGAAAGUGUUUCAGGUUAUGGUGAAUUCUCUUCCCACUCUGGAAAUUGCUAAUUCAUUUCAUUUCAAAUUAAAUAGACAUAUCUCACAAAUUACUGCUUGAACACCACAUGUUAAGGAAUAAUGAAAAGUAGAAUCAAAGCAACAAAUAUUCCAGCUCGUGCAGUUUUUUCUCUUUGAUAGAAUGUGGAAAUCUGGCUGACAGUGAUAACUUUGGUUUGUUUUUAAUAUUUAGUCACUAAUAAGCUGGAUGCCACUUUUAAAUGGACUGAGAUUUGGACUUUAAUAAAAUAUAUAUUACUGAAGGGAACUGUAUUAAAGAAUAAUUUAGAGAAGAAAUGGUCCAGCUCAGAUUUUCAGAAUAUUGGCCAGAGUAACAAAGCAUGUUUCUACUGCAAGUUCCUGCUUUUUUUUCCACUAGCCAGAAGGGGGAGAUGCUGGUUAAUUUGUAACAAUAAAAAACAAAUAAGAAAUCUUACAGUGAAGGUUCUUUUGCAGAACCCUGUUAAAUAGGUAGCCUGACAAAGGCAAUACCCAAAACAAAUUGCUUUGAAUUUCAGUCCAAGUUGCAGUUGCCAAUAUUUUGAUAAGCAUAGUCACUAAGAUUUUGCACCCCUUACACUAGAAUAACGCAUGCAGGAAAGGGAGAGGUGAUCUUUAGGUAAAAUGAUCUUUUUUUCCCCCCUGUUAAUUUAUAUGAAUGUUUCUGCAAGUGAAAUCUGGUAUUUUCUUAGCUGUCCUGAUUAUUGCAGUUUGGGAGAAUAGUCUCAUGAUCAUGUAUACCUUUGCCAUAUUUUUCUUUGACUCCUGUUUCACUGCUUAUUGCAACACAGACAAAUGAUUGGUCUUAUUUCAAGGGUGAAAUAUUUCUUACCACCAGAAUUGUGCCUGUCACGAGAAACUAUUUGAGAAAAAUUGAUUAGAUAUUAAAAAAGAGAUGUAAUGGCAUUUAUCACACACUCAUUGAUACGAAAAUACUCUGUUUUCAAUGAUUUGUUCUGAUUUUAAAAACAAAAAAAUCCUUAAGUGCUUUCUCUGCAAAGCAUCAUGACACUUCUAGUAAAAGAAGGAAGGAGUGAUACAGUAGAAGUGCAAGUGGCAUUCCCUAUGCCUUUUUUCCAGCUCUGAAGUCAACCAUACGUUUGUGGAUGAAAAGAAAUAUUUUGAAUAGAAGUAUAGUUGGAACGCUGCCCAAACAUUACUACUACCUUUAGAAGAAGGCUAUGAAAAUUUUACAUCUGCAAGUGAAUGUGUGCCUACCUGUGCACUCAGAAAGUUCCUGUCUACUUUAAUAGAGGCCUGGGGAUAUGAUACAGCCAAAAACCUACAAGAUUUUUCCCAGCUGUUAAAAAAAAAAAAAAAAAAAAAAAAAAAAAGGAAGAAGAAGAAGAAAAAAAUAGUAAAUUACUUUCUUGAAACUAUUUUUGUAUAUCAAACAUUGAGAUACUAAGCAUUGCAGUCUACAGAGAUCUUGAUGUGAGAAUCACCCCACUUCUGACUAAAAUGGAAUGUCUAUAGCUACGCAAGAUUCUGCUCUCCCCACCCCUGCCAAGGGAUUCCCUAUCACAGUUUCUUUUGCAGCCGUGAAUUAAAAUACUGGGGUUCAGCCAUGUGAAAGUAGCUGCAUUGUCCUGUUGGCAAUGCAUCCAGCAGACUGAAUUCUCUUCCAUUACCUACAAAUCAAUGGAAAGAUGAGUUUAUUAAAUUCAUUGUAAAGCUGAAAACAAUGAUUCGGGACAACAAAUAGAGAGCUCUUCUGGAAAAGUGUCCUCAAUGUAUUUGGAGUUUGAAAUUAAUGCAUGUCAGCAUUCUCUGAAGUAAUAUUGUGGAGCAGUUUUUUGUUUUAGAAUUGCUAUGUGGGCUUAAUGAAAAUUACUCUUGUCUUGAGUUGCAGCCUAGUUCUGUUCCUUAUUUAGUGCAAAAUGUUGUUUUGCACCAAAGUAAAACUAAAUGUCCAUUCACACCUACAUAACUAUAAUGUCAGAACCUGGAGCAAGGCAGAAUAACGAAAACUGCUUGUGAUUGUGCUUUUUUUCCUGACGGAUUCCUUCCGUAACUCUUCAGGGAUGGUCUUUAAGAUUUUUUUUUUUUUUUUAAGCCUGACUAGUAUCAACUGAAAUAGCUGAUAUACAUAGCAAAUUACUGAUGAUAUGUGAAAGGUAAAAAUAAUUUUAGUUGGGCUUCUUGGGAUGCCAGCUGAUGAGGGCUUGUUUGUCAAACCACACCGUGGUGCAGACAGGGCUGAAGAUUGCUGGGUCCCUCGUAUAUAUAUGAUCUCAAUAUUUAUUGUGUUGUGGUAUGAAUUAAUAAAGAAUAAUUUUUUUCUA
This is a messenger RNA of Rhea pennata, 4595 nucleotides long. RefSeq names its product thioredoxin reductase 2 (gene TXNRD2). Lineage: Eukaryota; Metazoa; Chordata; Aves; Rheiformes; Rheidae. Gene Ontology annotation, biological process: glutathione metabolic process; cellular response to oxidative stress; cell redox homeostasis. Bases 8 to 1546 code for a protein of 512 amino acids. Gene Ontology annotation, molecular function: thioredoxin-disulfide reductase (NADPH) activity; flavin adenine dinucleotide binding; glutathione-disulfide reductase (NADPH) activity. Gene Ontology annotation, cellular component: cytosol; mitochondrion. The record is from RefSeq and is a predicted model, not a curated record. The transcript is spliced from 17 exons.